Molecule: messenger RNA, 906 nt
Organism: Lathyrus sativus (Indian pea)
Lineage: Eukaryota; Viridiplantae; Streptophyta; Magnoliopsida; Fabales; Fabaceae
Source: the annotation of a GenBank genome assembly
AUGCAUAACAAGAAAUUUAAGGAUGCAAUGCAAAGGAAAGCUCUUGCUUCUGCAGCAGCUGCUGCUGCAUUGGAAGAGGCCAAUGCUACUGAAUGCAUAAUAAGAAAUUUAAGAUUGGAAAAACUAAAUUGGAGUGCAGCAGAAGGAAAGGCAAAAGUGAUAGGAACAUUAAUAGGAACCAAUGGAGCAGUGUUACUGACAUUUUACAAAGGAGCAGAAAUUAACAUUGGAUCAUCUAAUAUAAACCUUUUGCAUGCACAUCACAACCAAAUUGGAGAUGCAAAACCACAACAUGUAGACUUUAGUAACAAACUAUUAGGUGUUCUUUGUGCCAUAGGAAGCAGCUGCUCUUUUUCUCUAUGGUUCAUCAUUCAGGCUAAAAUGCAUAAAGAAUAUCCAAGCCAUCACUCAAGCACAGCUUUAAUGUCCACAAUGGGAGCAAUACAAGCCACUGUUUUUGCUCUUUGUGUAGACAGGGAUUGGAUCCAAUGGAAGCUUGGUUACAAUAUCAGGCUUCUCACCGCAGCUUCUUCGGGAAUAGUAACCUUUGGAAUAGCUACUAUUGUUGUUGCUUGGUGCAUAAAGAUGAGAGGCCCUCUUUUUGCGGCGGUUUUCUAUCCUCUCCAACUCAUAAUCGUUGCUGUCUCUGCUUAUUUAUUGUUGGAUGAGAAGUUAUAUUUAGGAAGUAUUCUUGGAGCAGUGCUGAUCGUGUGUGGUUUGUAUGUGGUGCUUUGGAGUAAGAACGAAGAAAUGAAAGAAAAAGCUCAAUUGAUGAGUAGGUUCACUUUGUUGUUUCAAGCGCCUCCGACCGUAGUUGUUCAUCCACGAGCGCCACCAAGCCACCCACAAACCACAACUGAUCAUUUCUCGAAUUCUUUGUUGUUCUAUAUACUGAUGUUCCAUUAA